Molecule: messenger RNA, 2914 nt
Organism: Setaria italica (foxtail millet)
Lineage: Eukaryota; Viridiplantae; Streptophyta; Magnoliopsida; Poales; Poaceae
Product: oxysterol-binding protein-related protein 1D
Exons: 9
Coding region: 251-2584 (777 amino acids)
Cellular component (GO): intracellular membrane-bounded organelle; membrane; cytosol
Molecular function (GO): sterol binding
Source: RefSeq, a predicted model, not a curated record
CUCUCGCUGAGAUAGCUUUGCUGGCCUCUCUCUGCUGCUGCUGCUGCUGCCGUCGCUAUUAUUAAUCGCCAUCAAAACACACUACCAACGCCGCGGCACUGGCCAGUACUCCCCCUACCACUACGCUGCUGCUGAUGCCGCGGCGAUCUCAAUGCCCGAGCGAACCCUAGGCGCCGGAGGCGGGCGGCGCGGGGCGGUAUCCUCCGCCUGAGCGGGGAGCGGGCCCCCGAUCCGCAUCGGCGGCGUCGCGAUGAACCCGCUCUGCUGCAUCGCACCGGUCUCGCUCGAGCACGCCGCGGACCACCUCCACCAGCAGCCACCGCGCAUCCUCGCCGCCGCGCCGCCGCCGCCCCCGGCGCAGCCGGUGGCCCCGGCGGCGGUCGCGGGGGUGCUGCACAAGUGGGUCAACUACGGGAAAGGGUGGCGGUCGCGGUACUUCGUGCUCGAGGAUGGGGUGCUCUCCUACUACAAGCUCCGCGGCGGCGGAGCGGGAGGUGGGAGCGGCGGCGCUGGGGAGGCGGCCGUGCCGUCGCCCGCCUUCGCGGCGGCGAGGGUGAUCGGGGAGGGGGGCGCGCUGCGGCGGGCGCGGGAGGAGGCCGCGGCGGCGGGGAAGCGGUGGAAGCCAUUCGGCGAGAUACAUCUCAAGGUUUCAUCAAUUCGUGCAAGCAAGUCUGAUGAUAAGAGGCUGUAUAUAUUCAGUGGGACGAAGACAUUACACUUGAGGUGUGAAACUGAGGAGGACAGGAACUCUUGGAUAGAUGCAUUGCUGGCGGCGAAGGAUCGUUUCCCGCGGUCGCUGACUAGUAAUGAUCUUGGUCCCAUGGCGGACAUUAUGUUGUCCACCGAGAAGCUGAGGGUUCGGCUGCUGCAGGAGGGUCUGAGUGAAGCAGUGGUCAAGGAGUGUGAGGCUAUUAUGAUGAGUGAGCUGCUGGAACUGCACAACCAGAUAAAGUCUCAGCAGCAGCAGCAUUCUAUUUUGAUAGACCGCCUCCGGCAAUUGGAGACAGAGAAAGUUGAGCUAGAGAGAACAGUUGUGCAUGAGACUAAGGAGAGGGAAACACAUGGUUAUGCCAAUGGCAGACAAAGUGAUUUCUAUUCAGUUUUAUCAGGAGGAAGUUCAAGUGAAUCAGACCCUGACACUGCAAGUCAAGUGGCCGAAGUUGAAACUGAGGAAGAUGAAGUAACAUACUUCGAUACAAGAGAUUUUCUAUCUGCAGAAUCUUUACGAAGUGCUUCAUGUCGAAGGAAGGAGCUUGUGGCAAAUGGUUGCAAUGGAUCAGAAUAUGUUGGAGAUUCUGUUACAAAUACUGUCAAAACUACUAAAUAUCCCUUUGUGCUACGCAGAGAUAAGCUACCAGAGCCAAAGGAAAAAGAGAAGCCUAUAGGAUUGUGGUCAAUAAUUAAAGAAAACAUAGGGAAAGAUCUCUCAGGUGUUUGUCUACCUGUUUAUUUCAAUGAGCCUCUCUCUUCUUUGCAAAAAUGUUUUGAAGAUUUGGAGUACUCUUACUUGGUUGACCAUGCACUACAGUGGGGAAAACAGGGUGAUAGCUUGAUGAGGAUACUUCAUGUAGCAGCGUUUGCAGUAUCAGGUUAUGCUUCAACUGAAGGCCGGCAAUGCAAACCCUUCAAUCCUCUACUUGGGGAAACAUAUGAAGCUGACUAUCCGGAUAAAGGAGUUCGCUUUUUCUCUGAAAAGGUCAGUCAUCACCCAGUGGUUGUUGCAUGCCACUGUGAAGGUAGAGGUUGGAGAUUCUGGGGUGAUUCCAAUCUGAAAGGGAAGUUCUGGGGUCGGUCCAUUCAGCUUGAUCCGAUAGGCGUUCUUACCCUCCAAUUUGAUGACGGAGAAACAUUUCAGUGGAGUAAAGUGACUACUUCCAUUUACAAUAUCAUAAUUGGCAAAAUUUAUUGUGAUCACUAUGGCACAAUGCGUAUCAAUGGAAGUGGCCAGUACUCCUGUAAGCUUAAAUUCAAAGAACAGUCAAUAAUUGAUCGCAAUCCACACCAGUUCUCCUGCGUCGUUCGAGGAAAAAAAAUUUGCUGUUGCUUACCUUGUUUCCCUGGGUUGAAUUUCAGGGUGCAUGGAUUUGUGCAAGAUAAUAGAACAGGGGAAAAAGUAGCUAUGCUAAUUGGGAAAUGGGAUGAAACUAUGUAUUAUGUGCUCGGGGAUCCAAGUGCAAAACCCAAGGGGUAUGACCCAAUGUCAGAAGCGGUUCUUUUAUGGGAGAGAGACAAGUCUCUUAAUCAGACACGAUACAACCUUUCUCCUUUUGCAAUUUCUCUGAAUGAAUUGACACCUCACUUAUUGAAGAAGUUGCCUCCUACUGAUUCUCGUUUGAGGCCUGAUCAAAGGCAUCUGGAAAACGGUGAAUAUGAGAUGGCAAAUGCAGAGAAACUUAGGCUUGAACAACUGCAACGGCAGGCCCGGCGACUGCAAGAGAAAGGAUGGAAACCAAGGUGGUUUAAGAAGGACGAGGAUGACAGCUACCGCUAUGUGGGUGGAUACUGGGAAGCAAGGGAGAAGGGGAACUGGGACGGCAUCCCGGACAUCUUUGGCCAGAACAGUGUAUCCCCAGGGUUGCCGUAGCUACCCCUACCCGGCUUGUGUUAUACUAGUAGCAUCAGGGUUCUAUGCAGAGAAUAUUUUGCGAGCUACAUAUACAUGGUGAAAGAAUGUCAAUAUUCCGAAUUUCCUUGGUCUAGAUAACCAAAAUGUAGUGCUGAACAUAUGAUGAAAUUAGAGUAGCAUAAAAGCGGAUCAAGUAGGUUUAGGUUCACUCUGAAAUCCGUGUUAUCUUGUGGUGGCGUAUGUCCUUUUUCUAUACACUAGUAUGGAGGCGGUCGGGAUGCGGAGGGUUGGUGCGAGGUGUUCAACCGUCGCAACUCGAAGCUCCGGCCUCGCCCGCAGCGGCGUCCA